CGGGUGUCCAGGGGCGGGAGCCGGGAGAGCCCGCCCGGCCGGCGGGUGAGGGGGGCGGGGAGGAGGGGCGGCUCGGCGCGUCCCUCCGCGGGGCCGCGGAAAGUUGCGAGGGCCGGGGAGGAGGAGGCGGCGGCGGGUCCCUCGGCCCCUGUGGCGAGGAGCUGCCCGGUCCGGGGCCGAGGGUUUCUCUCCUGCCGGCCCCGACGCGCUCCCCGGGCCCCUCCGCCCUGAGGCGGGGAGCGGGAGCAAUGGCGACGUGACACACCGAGGGGCCGCGGGGCGGGAAGCGGCCCCGCUCCCCUCCCGGCCCGGCCGCUCCUCCCCGGGGGAACCCGCCGUUCCCGGGGCCGCCUUCACCGCCCUCCCUCCCUCUUUCCCUCCCUCCCCCCCCUCUUGUUUUGCAGUGUUUUCCCGUCUGCUCGCGGCGGAGAAGUCUCGGAGCUGGAAUCCCUCACGUAACCUUUGAAGAUGAAGGCAGCAGAUGAGCCUGCCUACCUGACAGUGGGAACUGAUGUCAGUGCCAAGUACCGUGGUGCCUUCUGUGAGGCAAAGAUUAAGACAGUGAAGAGGCUUGUGAAAGUCAAGGUUGUCCUGAAGGGGGAUAACUCAACUCAGUUAGUGCAAGAUGACCAAGUGAAAGGACCUCUAAGAGUUGGUGCAAUGGUUGAAACCAAAAUGCCUGAUGGUUCCUUUCAAGAAGCUGUUAUCAGCAAGCUGACAGAUGCUAGUUGGUAUACUGUAGUUUUUGAUGAUGGUGAUGAAAGGACCUUGAGACGAACUUCAUUAUGCUUGAAGGGAGAAAGGCACUUUGCAGAAAGUGAGACACUUGAUCAGCUGCCACUAACCAAUCCAGAGCACUUUGGAACUCCAGUCAUUGGGAAAAAAUCUAACAGAGGAAGGAGAUCUUCUCUUCCUGUUACUGAAGAUGAAAAGGAAGAAGAAAGUAGUGAAGAAGAGGACGAAGAUAAAAGGCGCCUUAAUGAUGAAUUACUUGGCAAAGUUGUGAGUGUGACUUGUAAUUCUGAGAAGGCAGAGUGGUAUCCAGCUUUGGUGGUGUCUCCCAGCUGUAACGAUGACGUGACAGUGAAAAAGGACCAGUGUUUAGUUCGAUCCUUUGCAGAUUCCAAGUUUUACUCAGUGGCAAGAAAAGACAUUAAAGAACUAGAUGUUCAAAACUUACCAAAAUCUGAGUCCUCUCCUAAAAAAGGGCUACAGGAAGCAAGCACGUUUCUCAACACAAAGGGUGUUCCUCGGAACUGGAAAAUGGACAUCAGUGAAAUUCUGGAGUCCUCUAGCAGUGAUGAGGAGGAUGGAGCUGCUGCAGAAACUGAUGAAGAGGAAGAAAAGAGAGAGGAGAAAACAGAAGAAGUAGUGCCUGAGGAAGAGCUUGAUCCUGAAGAGAGGGACAACUUCCUCCAACAACUUUACAAGUUUAUGGAAGACAGAGGUACUCCUAUCAAUAAACCACCUGUUCUGGGCUACAAGGACCUUAAUCUCUUCAAACUUUUUAGACUGGUGUAUCAGCAGGGUGGGUGUGACAAUAUUGAGAGUGGUGCUGUAUGGAAGCAAAUUUAUAUGGACCUUGGCAUUCCUAUUUUGAACUCGGCUGCUUCCUACAAUGUAAAAACUGCUUAUAGAAAGUAUCUUUAUGGUUUUGAAGAGUACUGUCGUUCUGCAAACAUUCAGUUCAGGACCAUCCAUCACAAUGAACCAAAAGUGGUAGAAGACACACAGAAACACGUGGAACCAAUGGAGGAAAGUGUAAAAGAGGAACAAAAAAUGCCCCCAACAGAAAUUAAAAAAGAAGCGGAAGAAAAUUAUUCCAGCAGUGAAAGUGAAAAAGAAGAAAUAGAACUAAGAUCCCCAAGGGGACGCAGAAGACUUGCCCGUGAUGCAACCCCUGCUAAAAAGGAGAGUGAAGAGGAUAAAACACAAGACAAAUUAAAAGACAGUAACAAAGAAAACAAAGAUAUAGAGGAAACACCUGAGAAUGCAGAAAAGAAAGAAAAUGAAACUCCACUGGGGAGAAAAAGUACACCAAAGCAAAAAGAGAAAAAAAUUAAAAAACAGGAGGAUUCUGAUAAAGAGUCAGAUGAAGAGGAAGAGAGGCAGAGGGAGAGGGAGGAAAUUGAGAACAAAGGAGAAUCAGAAGGUGAAGAGGAUGAGGAGGACACAGAACCCUGCCUGACUGGAACCAAAGUGAAAGUAAAAUAUGGACGUGGAAAGACCCAGAAAAUUUACGAAGCCAGUAUUAAAAACACAGAAAUUGAUGAUGGGGAGGUUUUAUAUUUAGUUCACUACUACGGUUGGAAUGUAAGAUAUGAUGAAUGGGUGAAAGCUGAUCGGAUUAUCUGGCCUGUGGACAAAGGAGGACCAAAGAGAAAACAGAAGAAAAAAACAAAAAAUAAAGAAGAGAGUGAAAAGGAUGAGAAGAAGGAUGAGGAGAAACAAAAAUCAAAGCGUGGGCGACCGCCUCUGAAAUCUACUCUUCUGUCAAACUCAUCUUGCAGUUUAUCCAAAACACCUAAUAGUGAAGGUAAAUCAGGAGCCAGGAGUGCACGGAACAACUUGUCAGAUUCCUCACCAGUACCAAAUGGAACAGAAGCAACACCUCGCAGGCAGACCAGACGUAGAUCAGGAAUGUUUGAUUCUGAUAGAGGAUCAAACGAUUCUGGCUCAUCUGACAGUGAAGCAGAUGAGUCAUCUGAAAAGAAUUUGAAUGAAGAAUUUUCUCCAGAAACUUCAGAACUGGAAAAAAGUGAAAAACUACAUGAUGAGAAGCUAGAUGAAGAAAACCCAAAGAUUCCUCAUGCAUUGAAAGAAAAUGACAGGACUCAAGUACAGCCACUAGAAACACUGAAACUGGAAGUUGAAGAAAGUGAACAAAUUGUUCAGAUUUUUGGAAAUAAAACAGAACACAUAGAAGAAAACAAAAGAGAGGCUGAAAAAUCACCUAAAGGAAAAGGGAGAAGGAGCAAGACAAAAGAUCCUUCUUUAGAGAAUGCAAAGAUUGCACCAGGAAGCCAAGAAGAGGUGGCAAAUGAAUCUCUCACAGAAUCUGAAAGAUUAGACGUGUCUUCCUUGGACUGUAAGGAAACUUCCAGCACUACUGAAAAUGAAGCAGAACCUUCUACUAAAGAUAAGAAGCUUUUGAAAAGGAAAACUUUGGAACAGGCGUCGCCUGAGAAGAGAAAUCGACGAGAGAGUGAGAUGGAAGUGCCAAAUAUCAUAUCUGAAGAGAGGACCAAUGAAUGUACUGGAGCAGAGGAAUGUAGAGUGCUGAAUGUUGAAGAGUCCCUCAGAACUGAAAAUGAGGAAAUGCCAUCCCUGGUGGCAGAAUCGGUUCAGCAGGGUCAAGAGCUGAGGAAUGAGACCUUCGAACGUCCCUCUGAAGAAAGUGAGAAUGUUCCCUUAAAAGAUGAGGAUGACACGAUGCCUCAGAUCGGUCCUGAGACUUUGCUCUGCCAUGAGGUAGACUUGGAUGACUUGGAUGAAAAGGAAAAGAGCAGUAGCGAAGACACACUGGCAGAAAAGCCAGACCCUAAUUCUGCAAAUUCAAAUCCAUCUGCCUUACCCCCUGCUGCCCCUUCCAGCUUCUCAGUGGCCUCACCUCUUGCCCUCAGCCAGGACGAGUCGCACAGCGUCAAGAGCGAGAGUGACAUGACGAUUGAAGUGGACAGUGUGGCAGAAGAGUCUCAAGAAGGUCUCUGUGAAAGUGAGUCUGCUAAUGGGUUUGAAGCCAGCACGACAUCAAGCAAUUGCAGCAUAGCUGUGCAAGAGCGAGAGAUGGGAGAGAAAGGACAAAAAAGACCCAGUGAUAGCAAUACUGGAACACUGGCUAAAAAACAGAAGCGUACCCCAAAGCGAACAAGUGCUGCAGCCAAAAAUGAAAAGAAUGGAACAGGACAAAGUAGUGACAGUGAAGACCUUCCUGUCCUGGACAAUUCAAGCAAAUGUACCCCUGUCAAACACAUAAAUGCAUCCAAACCACAGAAGAUUUCUCGAUCACCUGCAAGAGUCAUUUCACCUCACAUCAAAGAUGGAGAGAAGGAUAAACACAGGGAGAAACACCACCACCAGAAUGCUUCUCCUAGAGUAUACAAGUGGAGUUUUCAGCUCAAUGAACUAGACAAUAUGAGCAGCACUGAAAGGAUCUCCUUCUUGCAAGAAAAACUACAGGAAAUACGAAAAUACUACAUGUCCCUGAAGUCAGAAGUAGCAACCAUAGACAGGAGGAGAAAACGAUUAAAAAAGAAAGACAGAGAAGUGUCACAUACAGGAGCAUCCAUGUCAUCUGCUUCAUCAGACACUGGAAUGAGUCCAUCAUCAUCUUCUCCUCCCCAAAAUGUGCUUGCUGUAGAAUGCAGGUGAUACACAUUUCUCUGCCUUGCCAGCAACUUGCUGCCAUGGACAUAAAUCCUGAACUUCAACCACAGAAAGCACUCAACUGGUUUGACAUUGCCAAGUAUAUUCUGUACACACUUCCACUGCUGGACUGUACCUGUUCUCCCCUCCAACCUUCUUCUUUUGUUUAAUUUACUGUUCAGAGAAAUUAAGCUCAUUGGUAACUGAAGGUUUGUAGGCACAACGUGACACGCUUGUCAUCGUGUUUGUUUGGGUUUUUUUUUGUUCUGGGUUUGUUUUGUUUUCUUUAUUAAUGCAGAGAAAGGGCACUUAUCAAAUUUGCAAAGUUAUGUCCAGUGAAGCAUUCAGGUGUUCUAGGGAGAUCUUAGAGAAGCAAGUGCACCAAGCAGACACCAGAGUAGUAUCAAAAAGGAUCUUGUAACUGCUGCACUUUCACCAAUCUCUUGGUGAGUAGUUCCUCUCUGUGGAAGCACUUGCUAUACAGAACUGCCAAAGUAUGUGUUCAGCAGUGUGCCCAGUUCUAAAGGUGUAAAUGGGACAAAAUAAAUUGUGAAAGGAAGUGUAGUUGACUGAAAACUACAGUUGUAAUAAGUCUUCCACUUUUUAUAGGAUUUUUGAGCACACGAUUAUGCAAAUAUUUUAAUGUUUAUUAAUGUUUACAGUGGAAUUGUGAAUAGGUUUUCAGUGGACUAUCUUAUCCCUUGACAAAAAUAUUUUGUCUUUUUUCUAUGUAAUUUCAGAGUUUUUAUUUUGUUACAAAAAGACGAAAAAUGAAAUAUAUAACAGCAAUGAAGUUAUUUAACAAGAUUUCUAAAGCUGAAAUUUUUGUGUAAAAUAAGGUAUCUUGCAACUUGUUAAAUAUAUUUAUUCAGACAUUGGAUGUUGUAUUUUUAUGUAUUUUUUAAAAUAUUAAUAAAAUUGGAAAAAAAAAAAAGAAUAAAAUAAAAUUCUAGGUUAGCUCACUCUUUUGAUGAAACUUAUUUACCAGUUAUGGCUCUUAAGGAGGUUUUAUCCAGUAGCCAUGCCUGUCUUUCCAGUGGGUCUGUCUACAUUUUCCUCCACAGCACGGAUCUGUAAGCGGGCAUCUGGAUUAAACUAUGGCUUUAUUUGGAAACUUUGGCAGUCCUAGUACUUAACAUUGUUUUGAGGAACAAAAAUUCAUUGGGUUGCCCUUAAGAUACUUUGCCACAAGUUCUUACGUUCGCUGUACUGCCGAAUGGAUUUCUAUCUCCCAAAGUUGUGAUGCAACAAUAAAGUAAAGCAACUGUGUAUGCCUUGCCUGUGGAUUGUCCCACAGACAGAUACAGUUUGUAAAUAACUCUUCCAAAACCAUGUAUUUAAACAGUUUGCAUAUACAUGAUGUAUAAAAGUGAUUUUUUUAUCAAUUUUUUUAUCCAUGUUUGUACAUUCGAAGGGGGUUCUUAACCCCUUUUUCUGUGUUUAAUAUGCUGUAGAGUAAUAACAUAGAUCCUCUAGACUGUAUAUCAGGAUAUUCUGGUUCACACAGCAGAAAAGUCAGAAGGAAACACUAGUGAUGGCGUCGCAUUGCUAAAAUGGAUGUUUCUUGAGAUUUCAUUUUACAACAUUUGUCAACUUGUGAUUCCAAUUCCUUCCAUUUUCGCAGAAAAUUAAAGAAAAAGUACUCUUGUAAAUGCACUUUUUCUGUCUUUUCUUAAGCAAAGCAGAAGUAUUUCAAUGUAAGAUAAAUAUGGAGCUCACUAGACAGCAUUAAUAAAGGCUAUGUUUUAAACAUAGGCUUUAUAUUCUAUUUUUAUUUAAGUGAUUGUUCUUGUAAAUGUCUGGACUUACCUAAAUAGGAAAAUUAAUCUCCGUAAGUUGUUGUAAGGACUUUUUUUUCAGAGCUAACUUUUACUGUUAAUCUCAUAACAGCUAUGAAUAAAAAGCAAUACUCAUUUAAAAGGAAACUACA
This is a messenger RNA of Apus apus (common swift), 6295 nucleotides long. RefSeq names its product AT-rich interaction domain 4A (gene ARID4A). The record is from RefSeq and is a predicted model, not a curated record. Gene Ontology annotation, biological process: regulation of transcription by RNA polymerase II. The transcript has 24 exons. Gene Ontology annotation, molecular function: transcription cis-regulatory region binding. Lineage: Eukaryota; Metazoa; Chordata; Aves; Apodiformes; Apodidae. Gene Ontology annotation, cellular component: nucleus. The coding region runs from base 469 to 4371 and encodes 1300 amino acids.